GCGGGGAGUCGGAGGCGCAGAGGCAGGCAGGAGCCGGGCAACCGCGCGCCCCUCAUGGCCGGGCUGCCGCUGGGCUGCGAGAGCCGCCGGAGGGUGAGCCCGGGCGCGGAGCCGCCCCGCGCCCGCCUGGCGUUCACCAUUGACAGCAUCUUGAAGCGCAAGUCUCGCGGCGGCGCGGACUCGGCCAGGAGCCCCAGGCUGCGGCGGGACCCGGGCAGAGCCCGCUGCUCCCGGCUGGACCCGGAGGAGCAGGAGGAGGGGCCUUUGGGACAGCAGCCCAGUGCACGCUACAGAAACCCGGGAAAGGAGACCUGCCGGCUGGCAGCGGACGGGGCGGCAGGACGGGGCCUCGGGCCCGGCGGUGAAACCGGAGGAGGAGGCGCGGGCUGCCCGCUGCCCGAGGGCUUGCCCCGCAGCCGCGACCCCUCGCCCCGGGAAGGAGGAGCAGCCGGGGCCCACGGGGGCUGCAGCAAGAAAAGCAGCAAGGUACUGGCGGGGGCCAGCAAGAAGAAGACCCGCACCAUCUUCUCCAAGAGCCAGGUCUUCCAGCUGGAGUCCGCCUUCGACAGGAAGCGCUACCUGAGCGGCGCCGAGCGAGCCGGCCUGGCCAGCGCCCUGCAGCUCUCCGAGACCCAGGUGAAGAUCUGGUUCCAGAACCGCAGGAAUAAGCUUAAGAGACAAAUGUCUGCGGACCUGGAGGGCCCCGCUCCGGGCCAGGCAGAGCCGCCUGGGGAACUGCUACCCCAGGGGACGGCACCUGCGGCUUCGCUCGCCUUCCCCGCCCUGUCCAAAGGCAGCACUUUCCUCCGUCGUUGUUUGCUGCCGCUGUCCUUCCCCCUGCUCUAUCCGGGCAGCGCCGCCCCUUACCUGUGUUUCCCAAAUCCGGGCAAAUAUUUCAGCCUUGUGGAUGGGGAUGUAUAACCUCCCGUCCUCCUGCCCCCCACCCCCCCCCGCACCUGCAGCCGAACGGCCUUGUUCCAGUUAUCGGUCUGCAUCUUCUGCCAGUGUUAUCUAUAGCCACAGCAUGUCCGUAGGAUCCCUUCACCCCGCUCUCUGGUGUAUCUUCCUGCAUUUGUUUCAACCCGUAACUUAUUAAAAGGACGCGACAAAAACAAAGUCCCGGGCAAAGCUGCUGCUUUUAACCAGGGAUCCAUUUAACUUGGAACUCGGCACUCUCCCCGUAGGCACCUUUCUCACACACUGUGCAUCUGCGAAGGGGGUGGAGACCCACCUUGCUCUAUCAACGCUUAAUAAAAGAGAAACGCUGUCGUUCAAAUGUUACCCAAAGAUAUACAAACACUCACCAAACUAUACCAAUAAAAAUAUAAAUCCAAGCAACAAUUAGCUGUGUUUGAUCACACGCUGGCUUUCUCUUUCAGUUGAAAGGAUAAUGUGUCUCUAAAAUAUUGUCAACGCUUAAAGGGUAUUUUUACAAAGGUCUUUUUUACAAUUCCAAUUUUUCUUGUUAGUAGAGAUACAGUUGUUGAGAACCAAAGAAAAUGGGACAUGAAUUCUGGAGGCCAUUCAUUUGCUAUAUAUCUAUACCUAUCUAUAUCUAUAUGUCUCAGUAGCAAAUGCUAUGUCCUGUAUCACAC
Messenger RNA from Chelonia mydas (Green sea turtle), 1595 nucleotides. Its product is annotated as homeobox protein HMX2. The record is from RefSeq and is a predicted model, not a curated record. The transcript is spliced from 2 exons. The coding region runs from base 55 to 921 and encodes 288 amino acids. Gene Ontology annotation, molecular function: DNA-binding transcription factor activity, RNA polymerase II-specific; RNA polymerase II transcription regulatory region sequence-specific DNA binding. Gene Ontology annotation, biological process: regulation of transcription by RNA polymerase II. Gene Ontology annotation, cellular component: nucleus. Lineage: Eukaryota; Metazoa; Chordata; Testudines; Cheloniidae.